Molecule: messenger RNA, 3201 nt
Organism: Blepharisma stoltei
Lineage: Eukaryota; Ciliophora; Heterotrichea; Heterotrichida; Blepharismidae
Source: the annotation of a GenBank genome assembly
AUGAAUAGACAGGAUCUGAAAAACGCUCUGAGAGGAGCAAUUUUUGACUCAGAUGAUGCGCAAAUUGCGAUCAUCUCAGCUGAUAUCGUUGCUUCAAAUAAAGACAAAUGCAAACGGUUUUGCAAGGUUCUUACUAAUAUUUUUAAUUGCAAAGAGAAUUUGUUUUCAGCGAAGAUCCAAGCGUUGAAAAUUACCCGAUCAAUCGCAACCGGCAAUAACCCAGGGUUUACUUAUUACUUGGAAAGGAAACUUAUGCCUAUAUUUAAAGACGUCCUUUUUAGCAAGGUAUUUUUCACAUAGGAACUUCAAAACAUCAUAAGUUUGAAACAAAGAAACAGAGACCUUGACCUCAGCCAGAAGACUGAAGCCCAAUUUUACCAACUUCUGCACGAGUGCAUCACUGAGUGGGCUAAAAAUUUUGGGAAAAAUAAAAAAGGCAAAGACAAUAUUUUCUCUAAACUCAGCUUUGCGGCUGAACCACUCUUUGAACACUUUUCGAAGCAAGAAGUUUUCAAAAUUUCUAGCCACUAUGACAAUUAUAAAGAGCUGAUCAAUACAGUCAUAGGACUUAUGAAUCGAAACGGUGACGUCUUAGAAAUAACUAACUCCCCUCCUCCGUGAGUGAACAAAACGAUUAGAAAAAUCCCUAUUUUUUCCCCAAAAACCAACCCUCCAUGAGCGAACAAAAAUUUUUAUGGAUUUUUUUUUUUGACAUAUAAGUGAUAAUUAGCAUAAUGAAAUCUCUAGCUAAUUCUGUUUAAUUUUAAAUAAAUUGCGUUUUAAAACAUAAAUUUUACAAUUUAAAUUAAUAUUAUUGCUUCCCAAUUUCUGGGAAUUAGGAUUUUUUAAAUUUCGAAAUAAAAAAAUUUUCUAUAAAAUUUAAAUAUAAAUUUUUUUAAAAAAAAAAUUAAACCCCUCUGUGAGGGAACAAGAUAUUUUUGUUCGCUCACGGAGGGGGGAUUAAGCAAAUCAAGCUCAUUAAGUCGUCAAGAAAUGAGCUCAAAGCAAAGUUUGACCAAGUGACAGAACAAAACAUAAGCUCUCAUAUAAGAAUUAUAGAUGAGCUUAAUGAAGUGUGUAAACAGUAUAACCAAUGAAAAAAGACUAUAAAUAAUCAUAGAAAAUUGUCGACGCCUGAUAAUGAUACUUCAGAUAGCAGAGCUGAUACUGAAGAGGCUGACAUGACUAGUACAUUAAUUAGGCCACAGAAAGUUAAAAAUGCAGUUCCUGACCCAAAACCGAAGCCAGCUCCUAGAUGUGAUAGCCCGAUUGACUAUGAUGGGAAAAUCACUGAUGACUUUGAGCAAGACCCAAAAGGUCACUAUAAUAUGGUUCCAGAAAUUGAUCUUGGAUAUGAUCCAGAAUGUGAAGACUGAAAAGAGCUUGUAAGAAUUACUUACUCUCAUAUAUUAAAGAAUUUUUUGUCCCCAUUAUAAUUUUUGGGAUAUCUUAUGCGGAUUUUCUCCUUUUAAAAUGUAAGAAUUUUUAUAAAAAGCGCUGUAGAUUUAAUAUUUAUGUACUACCUCGCUUGUGAGAGCUUUCAUAGAUAAAAAAUUUCGCAGAGCCCGGACCGACUUAGUCUUGAUCGCUAAUGCAUCAACUUCCACCCUCACUUGACUCCGAAGACGGCUGUCCUUUCGGAACUCAAACUUAGAGCCUAAGCCGGUCUGUGCCCUAAAGGUCCCAGCUUCUGCUGCCCGGGGUGGCUCCUCACAUUAAGAAAAUUUCAUUUUUGAGAUAUUCGGGCAGUUGUGCUUUAAUAUGCAAGAGAAUUAUUGGUUGGGAGAUCAUAAAAAUUUCGAACAACUCCAUAUUUUAAUUUUAAAGUUUUUAUAUUCAAUAAAAAUAUUCGAUUAUAAGCCCUAACUCCCCCGGGCGAGCAAAAAAAUUUGGUUUGCUCACGAAUUUGGGUUAAUUUUAUUUUCAAAACGUUUAUUAAUAAAUUUUUUUUAAAAAUUUUAAAAUUUCGUAAACAUUAAUUUAAUUUGUAAAAAAUAUUUAUAUUAAAAACAUUUUGCUUAUUUCUAAUAGUUUUGUUCGCUCAAGGAGGGGGAGUAAGAAAAAAUUAAAACUUUAGUUAUUAAAAAAAAUUUUGUUUGCACUAUUAAAGGCUAUUUGUUUAGGUUUAUUUUUAUUAAAUAAAGAAAAAGAGUUAGAAUAAAGAUUAUAUCAGAAUAAAAGACAAACUCAAAGAAAGGAAAAAAUUCCUUACUCCCCCCGUUUAAAUUGGAACAUAAUAUUGGUAAAAUUUCUCUUUCUGGUACUUUAAAUUUAUAUAUAUUUUAUUCUUAUAUAAAAAAUAAUAAUUUCUAUUAUAUCAAAUUUAAUUUUAAUGAAUGAAAAUUUGACCUCUAGCUUCUUCUGUUUCAAAAGGAGGAGUGUAAAUAUAAAUCUAUUCAAAUAUAGUGAGUAAUAAUGAACAGAAAGGGCUUUCUUGGCUUGCGGCAAGCCAAAAAAAGCCCCGUGCUGUUCAUCCUAACUAGCAAUAAAUUAAUUUUUUAAAUCGAUAAAUUAUUUUUAUUUGUAAACUUUCUUAAAACGAUUGAAAAUUUCAUAUAAUUUUAUUUCACAAAAAUUUAGAUUAGAGGAUGCUCCUUUUAUAAGAGGUUGGGAGUUAAACAAACUCUCAAAGAAAAUGCUAAAUUGCAGAAGUACAACGAACAACUGACAGUUCAGCUCAGCCAAAAUAAAAAAGAACUCCAAGAAGCAGUAAAUAUUGCAAAGUCCAUUAAAAAAGAAAAAAAAGAAAUAAAAAACCAAGAAAAAGCCUUCCAAAGUGUUAUUGAUGAAGCUAUAAAAACCAAUGAAAACUUGGAAAAUGAACUAAAAUCACUCAAAAACAAAUACAAAGAAGAAACCAAAGCUCAUAAACGCAAAGACGAUGAGCUGAAACUAUUAGCAGAAACAAAUGAACUGCUUGAUAAAAAGCUGACUUUAUAUAUAAAAAAUGAAAUGAAACUGAUUAAAGAAAUAGAAGAUCUCAAAGCUAGCUCUAAAGAAAGUUCUUCAGCGCGUCAUAGAAGAUGCAUGACUAUUUCAAAUCCUAGUCAGCCUGCUAAUUCAGAUGCUCCAAGCCCUGAUAAUAUCCAAUCUCAGCGCAGUACCGAUAAAAAAUUUUUUUCGCAGCAAGAUGAGUCACAGUUAAGCUUUUAUUCUGUUGAGAACCCUAUAUUCCAGAAGAAAAACACUGUAAACAAUUAG